GAUGUAUAGUCUGAUGGCCAAUUGCUGCAACUGGCUAAAGAAGUGGAGGGAACCUGUUAGGAAGGUGACAUUAAUCAUGGUGGGUCUUGAUAAUGCUGGAAAAACUGCAACAGUGAAAGGAAUCCAAGGAGAAUCUCCUGAGGAUGUGGCUCCAACAGUCGGCUUUUCUAAAAUUGACCUUAAACAAGGACAUUUUGAAGUCACCUUAUUUGACUUGGGAGGCAGAAAGCGAAUCUGGGGUAUUUGGAAGAAUUAAUAUUCUGAAUCCUAUGGGGUGAUAUUUGUUGUGGAUUCCUGUGAUUUGGAGAGAAUGGAAGAGACAAAAGAGACCAUGUCAGAAGUUCUAAAGCAUCCGAAGAUAUCAGGGAAACCUGUAUUAGUGUUAGCAAAUAAGCAGGACAAAGAAGGUGCAUUGGCAGAAGCCGAUGUAAUUGAGUGUUUGUCUCUUGAAAAGCUUGUCAACGAGCACAAAUGCCUGUGUCAGAUUGAGCCUUGUUCGGCUAUUAUGGGCAGUGGUAAAAAAAUUGACAAAUCCAUAAAGAAAGGUUUACUUUGGCUGUUACAUGUUAUAGCAAAAGAUUUUGAUGCCUUAAAUGAACGAAUCCAGAAAGAUACUAUAGAGCAAAAAGCAGCUGAAGAACAAGAGAAACAAGAACGAGCUGAACAAGUGAGGAAGAUAAGAGAAGAAAGAGAACAGAAAGAGAGGGAAGAAGCUGAACAUGAAGGUAGGAGCAUUUUGGAUGAAACUGACUCUGAGAUAGUAACUGGCAACCCAUUCCAGCCUAUAUCAGCUGUAAUCACUGAGGUAUCAAUACGUUUGUUUUAUUUUAUUAACCAUGGAUUUCAAACUGAUACUUCCCUAUUUCUGGAGUCUGAGUUUUUUUCCCAUGUGUGUAUGUUAGAUUUCUAUGGGAAGCCCCUGCCUCCGCUGACAAUACGGCAAAGACCUAACAGUGAUUCCCACGAUGUGAUUUCUUAACUAGGAGUCAUGCAGCAGUUUUUUAAAAAAACAUGCAGUGUGGAAAAGGAGCACCAGCAUUCAAUGUUGUUUUCUUACAUGAUGAGAAGCUUGCUAUUCUUAAAAGUUGCUGGGAAAGACACUAAGAGUGCCUUGGAGUUGCAGCAGAAAGAAUAGCAGUGAUGAAUUCAGCUGUCAUAUUUUGUUCUUGACUCACCAGCUCAAGAGUAUUAUGUGGACUGAGAAAGUUUGUAUUAGGUAGAACUCUUGGAGGUUCCUUGCUUUUCUUCUUUGUUGGAACAGAAAAAUGUGACUAUGAAGAAAAACUGCUUUCCAAGAUCAAAAUACAACUUUACUUUGCACAUACAAUGACUGUUUCUGGUUAAGCAUAGCAACCAGUAUUUCUACAUUUAAUAUUUCAGAGAUCUGAGGGGUUGGGGGUUUUUUAAGACAUGUGCAUGUGCAAAUCAAAAGGUAUG
This is a messenger RNA of Heteronotia binoei (common prickly gecko), 1437 nucleotides long. It is a transcript of the gene ARL13B, whose product is annotated as ADP ribosylation factor like GTPase 13B. Gene Ontology annotation, biological process: non-motile cilium assembly; receptor localization to non-motile cilium. Gene Ontology annotation, molecular function: GTP binding; GTPase activity. The record is from RefSeq and is a predicted model, not a curated record. Lineage: Eukaryota; Metazoa; Chordata; Lepidosauria; Squamata; Gekkonidae. Gene Ontology annotation, cellular component: motile cilium; non-motile cilium; ciliary membrane. The transcript has 7 exons.